GCCGUGCUGUGUGUUCUCCUUCUAUCAGGUCAGUCCACACGUGUGUGCGUGUUUCAUUCCUCUGUUUGAGAUCUAAUGUGAGGUGGAUUCAUGUCGGCUCCUCCCGUGGGAACAUGGACGUGUAACACUUUAUAUGGAAAUCCUAGAUUUUCUGUCUUUACUCCAGAGUGGGGUCUUUCAGUUUGAGAGCAGGACUCGUUGAUUUCACGUUCAGAUUUUGAAACGCUCGCACUCAAACAGCCCCUGCGUGUGUUCUUAGAUCUUUUCAUCUUCCUGUGAUUCUUCUGUGCAACAAGGAGGAUCCCUCAGCCUCUGCUAUGAUACAUGUGUCUUUGCCGGCAGGACUGUGUUCGUGCCUCCAUCAUUAUGUUUACGUCGGGGAACUAAAGACGCGGUCGGAAGCGAGGGUCUUCUGCAGAGAGAAGCACGUUGACCUGGCCACUGUGGACAACAUGGAGGACAUGCAGCGUCUGAUCGCAGCCGCUCAUGGUUAUGAGGGAGACGUGUGGAUCGGCACGCACGACAAAUCCAAUCGGUGGUUCUGGUCUGCGAGAGGUCAUAGUAUCAAUAGACAGAACAAACAGCACUUUCAGAUGUGGGAACCAGGUCAACCAAAUGCCAGCAGAUCUCAUAAGCAUGUGUGUGUCUCCGUGACUGAUGGUUUGUGGAAAGAUCACCGGUGCAGCACCCAACUCCCUUUUGUCUGCUACAACAAGACAAACAUACAUGGCUUGCCGGACAUUUCCACAGAGAGAUAUUUCUAUAUAAGUGACGUGAAGAGCUGGCCCAAGGCUCGGGCGCACUGCAGGCUGCACCACACAGACCUGGCCAGUGUCAGGAAUGAAACUGAGAAUACGAUGAUCAAGCAGCUGGUACCGAGUGGCAGGCAGGCUCUGAUCGGCCUCCACAGACGCCCCUUCUCCUACUUGUCAGAUGGGACUUCCUCUUCAUUUGGAAACUGGAUAGAAGGACACCCGGCCUUGGGAACCGGGGACUGCGUGAUCAGCAGGAUCGGAGCCGGUAACCUUGGAAAGUGGAUGGAAAGACACUGUGAUGAGAAACAUCACUUCAUGUGCCACAGGAUGAAAGUGAAGCACUUGUUUAUUAUUAAGGUGAAAGCUCUGACAUCCACGAUCAGCCUGAACGACCCCGAAGUGACGGACGCCAUCUUGAAUCUGAUAAAGGCCGGGAUGAAAGAGAGAGGGAUGACGGAAGGAUUCAAAACUGCGUGGAUCAAAAAGGCCGAUGAAAAUAUCUUCCACAAAGAAGAAGAGAACUGAGACUUAAAAAAACUGACUGAACAUUUACACAACAUUCACGUAAACCCCACUUAUUCUAAACAUGAAAAAAGAACGACCCUGCUCAUGAAAUCAAUAUCAGAACCUUAUUUAAAUGGAGCGUGGACGAAUUGAAACCUUUUUUCCAUGAUCUCAAAACAGAUGUAAAACAGAUGCAAAGCUGUGUCUUCUUCUCUGAUGCAAAGUGUUGAACUGACACGUGUCUGUUGUCUGUUUCCAGCACGAACGCACAAAACCAUGAAGUAACACAUGAGAUCACACUAACAAAUGUUCUGCCUCCGCAACACAACAACGAGGCGUCUGUGCAAACGUCCAUUUGAACAUUUUAGCUUCAGACAAACAGCGAUAACUUAAUUUUACUUCAGCUUCUUUUAUAAAUCAUGCAUAUUUAGUUUAUUGAGUUGAUUUUUAAAAUGACUUUUUAUCAACACUUUUAUCAACUGAAGUUCUUCAUGAAAUGAGUGAAUUAUAUAUAAUUCCCUGUAAUGUUCUGACUGCUCCACUAGGUGGCGAUAGGCUACCCACAGACACACGUUAAUACACAGAAGAAAGAAGCAGCUGUUUUGUUCUGGUGACAUAAUCCAGGACAGAUCCUGGAUUAUGUCACCAGAACAAAACAAGCAAGUUGAACUAAUAAUUCACAAUAUCAUCAUCAGAACUAAAUACACACAUAUCAUCAGCACAACGUUACACAAAUAUAAAAGUAAUUUGGAUGAUAGAAAACACAAAGAAUCUAAUUUACUUUCUCACUUUCUGUUUUUAUCAUAUCAGGGUUAUUGUGGGUUAAACUUUCUCUUCCUGUUUAUUCCUCAUGUUAUUAUAUCAUUUCAUCGUUUAAGUCCGGACUGUUUAGUUUUUGUUUCCAAUCAAAUCAAUUAUGUUGUUACAGCCUGAGUGAUUUAUUAACGGGUGGACGGGGAAGUUGUCUUUGAUCGUAGCCGUACGGCGCAGAGUGCGUCACUGUCUGUAUCUUCUGUCAGAAAUAAAGUUGUGCGAGUGUAAUAUUAGUGAUUUGUGGUGUUGGAAUGAUCCGAAUAAUGAAUUAUUGAAUGGUAGAGUUCAGGUGAACCUCAAGUUGGAGCAGCGACUCGGAAAGUCUACAAAUUCUGCAUUUCUGUAAA
This is a messenger RNA of Hippoglossus stenolepis (Pacific halibut), 2419 nucleotides long. RefSeq names its product lymphocyte antigen 75. The transcript has 4 exons. Bases 318 to 1280 code for a protein of 320 amino acids. The record is from RefSeq and is a predicted model, not a curated record. Lineage: Eukaryota; Metazoa; Chordata; Actinopteri; Pleuronectiformes; Pleuronectidae.